Messenger RNA from Helianthus annuus (common sunflower), 1563 nucleotides. Its product is annotated as protein FAR1-RELATED SEQUENCE 5-like. The record is from RefSeq and is a predicted model, not a curated record. The coding region runs from base 1 to 1563 and encodes 520 amino acids. Gene Ontology annotation, biological process: regulation of DNA-templated transcription. NCBI's taxonomy places the organism in Eukaryota, Viridiplantae, Streptophyta, Magnoliopsida, Asterales, Asteraceae. The transcript is spliced from 8 exons.
AUGACGUUUGAUUUGCUCGAAAAUGCCUUUCUUUUUUACCAAAGAUAUGCUAAGGCGGGAGGUUUCACAGCUAGGAAGGGUACUCAAUACGAGUCUCGAAAGGGUGUCAUACAUAAUAAAUGGUUCCUAUGCUCAAAAGAGGGUACUAAACCCUUUAAGGCGAUUGACUCGACUCAGGAAGCCGGUAGUUCUAAUGAUAACUCGAAGUCUAAGAUUACUCGUAGGGUUCCUUCUAUAAGACCGGAUGUGAAGCGUGCAUUCUGGUACCUGCUUCCUGAAAACAGAGGAAUCAAUUACGUACAGGAAGAAGCCGUAAAUGCUUUGAGUGCCAUAAACGUUGGUCCAGUUAGAGCGUUUAACAUUAUGAGGACUCUUUAUGGAGGGUUUAACAAGGUAGGUGCCACGAAAGUUGACUUCAAAAACUUCAAGAGAGACUUAAAUAGGUACAAUAUGAUGUGCGUACCUUUUACCAGCGUUGACAAUCACUAUCGUAAUGUUACCUUGGGUGCUGCUAUAAUAGGUAAUGAAACUGCCGAAACAUAUAGCUGGUUGCUUAACGCAUUUCGGCAGGCAUUUGGGCGCGAACCACCUGUGAUUGUAACUGAUCAAGACCCAGCGAUGAGGAAAGCUAUUCAAGAUACUUGGCCUGAAAUUAGGCACAGGCUUUGCAUGUGGCAUAUAAUGGACAAACUUAUUACUAAGUUUUUUAUAUCUGAAUAUGUCGUUUUUUGUUUAUCGAUGCUGUUUUACUUUUAUAUAAUGUUUUAUCAUGUUGGAGCCAACCUAUGCAAUAGCACUGAUUUUAAGAAGAGGUUGUGUGGUAUUGUUUGGACUGAUGCAUUACUACCCGAACAGUUUGAAACCGAAUGGGGUGUUAUAUUAGCUGAUUUUGAUUUGGUGAAUCAUGAAUGGUUACAUUCAAUUUAUCAUAUUAGGGAUACAUGGAUCCCUGCGUACUAUCGUGAUGAACACAUGUCUGGGCUGAUGCGUACUUCAUCACGUUCGGAAAGUGAGAACCAUUUCUUUGGGCAGUUUUGCAACCCGAACUGUACGCUUGUUGAAUUCUUGGGGCAUUUUGACUCUGCAAUCGAAGCCCAAAGACACGAGCACAGGAAGAAUGAUCAUGAUACUAGGCACACGAACCCCGAAAUAUUUGCAAAAGAGUUUGUCUUAGAACAACAGGCGGCAAACAUAUACACACAAACAAUUUUCUUCGAUGCGCAACUUGAAAUUCAGACAGCCAUUCACAAGUGUGGUAUUGGAAAAUGGGAUGAAAGAGAGGAUAAUUUUGUGAACUUCUCUGUGAAGGACUUUUCUCAAACGUGUGCUACUUUUUUUCAGGUUAUGAUGCGGCAGCUAGAUAUGACCAUGAGUUGUUCAUGCAAUAGGCAGUUCCCUGAAAGGUAUAUAAUGCGACGUUGGACCGGGGAAGUUGUUCCUAAUAGUGCUCCUGGGGAGAUAUUAGGGAUUAAUGAAAGUGAUGAUCGGUACCAGCAAGUUAAUGGUGUUGUACGGGAGAUAACAAGGGACCAUGUUGUCCAGUAUCAAUCGACGGCUGAUUAG